Messenger RNA from Diplodia corticola, 1197 nucleotides. RefSeq names its product metallo-dependent hydrolase. The transcript has a single exon. Gene Ontology annotation, molecular function: hydrolase activity, acting on ester bonds. Bases 1 to 1197 code for a protein of 398 amino acids. Lineage: Eukaryota; Fungi; Ascomycota; Dothideomycetes; Botryosphaeriales; Botryosphaeriaceae. The record is from RefSeq and is a predicted model, not a curated record.
AUGGAGUCCUCGUCAUCCGCAAGCGCGCCGUUCCCAUGGCACAUCGGUGUCUUCGAUGCCCAUUGCCAUCCAACCGACACCAUGUCUGCCGUGUCUGCCGUGCCUCACAUGAAAGCAAAGGCUCUGACCGUCAUGGCAACGCGCGCCCAAGACCAGCAGCUGGUUGCCGAUGUCGCCGACAGCCUGGGCGUUCCCUCUCCUGACGUCGACUCAUGGAAGCAGGGAGAACGCCUCCUGCCGUGCUUUGGCUGGCACCCGUGGUUCUCGCACCAGAUGUUCAGUGAGGAUAUGUUCACCGGGAAAAAAACGCUGGAUGAAGAUGAGAAGAUUCUCCAUUACAAGAAAGUCUUAUCGCCGCCGCCCGACGACCAUGAUUUCAUCCUUUCUCUGCCCAACCCUCGGCCCUUCUCCGAGUUUCUCGGGGAGACAAGGAGCUUCCUGCGUCGCUAUCCGCUGGCCCUGGUGGGGGAGAUAGGCCUUGACAAGUCGUUCCGCAUCCCAGCGGCUUGGCUUCCUGACGCUCACGAGAGCCGCGAUGACUCGCUCACGCCUGGAGGCCGCGAAGGGCGGGGCCUGACGCCGCACGUAGUAGCCUUGGAUCACCAGAAGGAGAUCCUCACAGCCCAGCUGAAGCUCGCUGGUGAGAUGAGGCGUGCCGUGUCCGUGCAUGGGGUUCAGGCGCACGGCAUUCUGCUCGAGACUAUCAGAGCAACGUGGAAAGGUCACGAGAGGAAACGGAUGAGCAAACGCGAACGGAACAGACGCGGCGUGACGGCCGAAGAGGCCGACGAGGAUUUGUAUGCGGACGACGAUUCGCCCAAGCCGUUUCCCCCUCGCAUCUGCCUUCACUCCUACUCCGGCCAUCCUUCGACCCUUCCGCAGUACUUUGACUCUUCUGUCCCAGCUGAAGUCUUUGUUUCAUUCUCCACCGCCAUCAACUACUCUGACCGAGCAGCCCACACGACGUCGCAGUCUAUCAAAGCAGUCCCUGACGACCGCAUCCUUGUUGAAAGCGAUCUUCACGUUGCUGGCGAUCCCAUGGACGAGCAUCUAGAGGACAUUGUGCGCAGAGUCUGUGAGACCAAGGGAUGGGGACUUGAAGAAGGCACAAGAAAACUCAGGCAGAACUGGGAACGAUUUGCCUUUGGAAGACGCGAGAAAAAACCUGCACUGGCGGAUGACCAGACCAGUAACUAA